AUGCAUUGCUGGAAGAACGGCUUAUGCAUUGGAUUUUUAAGGAUAAAACUGGUGAUGCUACAGCACCUGACCAUGUAUAUGGGCGUGCUUGUGUAUUCAUUGGUGUUUUCUGAAUGUACAUGGAGCGCUGCAUUGAUUGUUUGUCUUGUAAUAGCAAACUCCCUAUCGUUCAUGCAAGUCUGUGUCCUUGAUCCAGGGCGUGUGAACAAGAAAAUACACCAUAGAUACUCACCAGACACAAUUUUUAUUGGAGAUUGUGCAUCUACACAGAUUAGCAUGAACAAAAGUGGAGAAUGGAUAAGAAGAAUAAAUAUAGAUGGAGAAGUGUUUGAGGAGAAGUAUUGUUUGGAAUGUAAUUUAUUUAGAAUCAGUGGGAUGUCACAUUGCAGAGAAUGCAACAGAUGCAUCCUUGACAUGGAUCAUCACUGCAUAUGGCUGGGAAACUGCAUAGGAAGAAACAACAUGAAGCAUUUUCAUGUUUAUCUUUAUACUCUUGUUGCAGUCAUUUAUACAAAGCUGAUGCUUCUAUACAAGAUAUACACAACGUAUUUACAAGGAGACAAUGAAUCGAAAAUACUGAUGGCUGUUGUGUUGCUUUUGUUUGUAGUGUAUUCGAUUCUUUUCGGUGUAAUAUUGCUUUUUACUCUUUUUCAUGUUUAUGCGUCUUUGUGUACUUCAAGAUCAAGAGAUAUCAUUAGGUAUGGAAUACGUUCUAGGCCUCCAAAAAUAAAAAUGGCAUGCAUAAAUCUAUGCACGAUUAGAUCCGAUAUUUCAUUUGCUCAUGCUUAA
Messenger RNA from Ordospora colligata OC4, 789 nucleotides. RefSeq lists its product as uncharacterized. Gene Ontology annotation, cellular component: Golgi apparatus; endoplasmic reticulum. Gene Ontology annotation, biological process: peptidyl-L-cysteine S-palmitoylation; protein targeting to membrane. NCBI's taxonomy places the organism in Eukaryota, Fungi, Microsporidia, Ordosporidae. The transcript has a single exon. Bases 1 to 789 code for a protein of 262 amino acids. The record is from RefSeq and is a predicted model, not a curated record. Gene Ontology annotation, molecular function: protein-cysteine S-palmitoyltransferase activity.